UCGAUAUGAAUUUCUCAUUAAUAACUCUGGUUACCGAGAAAAUGACAAGAAGACCAAAAGGGUCGGUCAUGAUAAUGCUCCUAAACCUACCUCUCCUCCAAGCAAACCUCAAUCACACAUCCAGCUUGUUUGUUUCAGCCUCGUAUCUCUUCCUCUGAAUUUUCCCACAAAAAGAAAAAACAACCAUGCUUGAUCCUGGGACAAAACUGCUCCAAAAUGGUACCCGAUCCUCUGAUCAAAUCAGUCAUGUAAGUGACAGUUUUGAUAGUUAUCAAGCCCGGAACUAUGGUUCCCGGGCUCGAAAAGCAGCUCAAAACUACAAGAAAUAUAACAGCUGGAAUGGCAUGGAAGUGCGGCUUGCACCAGAAAAGAAGGCGGUCGACGACUCUGAUAUCUGUUCGCCACCUUUAUGGACGACAAGUCCGCCGGAAAGCCCUCAGCACCGGGCAAACCACUACCGGAGCCUGUCUCCAAAAUCGAGAACCGAAGCCAUUGCCAGAGGCCAGCAGGAGCUCAUGGAAAUGGUACGGAACAUGCCUGAGUCGUGCUACGAACUUACAUUGAAGGAUCUCGUGGAGCAGCCCUUGGUUGAGCCUCCGCGAGAGAGCGUGUCCGAAGAGAGAGAUCCGAGCACUGAAGUUGUGUAUAGGAGGGAGAGCAGCAAGAAGAUGAGUGAUAAGAGAGCACUCGCGAGAAGAAGUACCGGCGGAAUGGAUGGCGGAGGGCUUUAUCUUAAGAUGGGUUUUCCCAUGUUUUUAGGGUCGAGGAAGAACAAUAAGAAAAAUGAGUCUGUCACAAAUACUAAUGCAAAAGUCUCUCCCAAGCCUCCGGUGCCGGAUGGAUCUGCAAAGGUUGUAGAUAAGGAGUGGUGGAAGAAGAGAUUUUCGGUCUCCGGGGAGAGUGAAAGUGGUGGGUCGAUUAGCAAUAGCGGAAGCAUGAAAAGCAGCGGCAGCAGCAGCAGCAGCAGCAGAAGCAGCAUCGACAGAAACAGAAGCAGAAGCAGCAGCAGGCAUGGGAGUGGUAGCUGCUGGUGCUUCAUCCGCACCAAGAAAAAGCAUAUUUCAGAGUAAAUAAGCUGCCUCUAAUUAAAAAAGAAAAUAGGGGGUACAAUAUAUAUUUUGAUGUAAUUAUCCUUCAAAUAAUGUUUAGUUACACUAGAGUAUACAAGAUCAUUGCAGAGAAAGUUUGCAACUUAGUAUGUUUAUAUUCUUUACAGAUUUUCAAUGAGUGCAUCUUUUUUCUCCCUUUUUUUUUUUUUGUUUCCUGUGUUCUUGCCAAUAGAUGAGUGUUGUUUUGUAUUAUCAGUUCCAAAAUUUUACAGAGUUCAUGAGUAAUCUGUGAAGGGUAUCUGUAUUAUUAUAAUCAAAAGAGCAAGUUCUUCAUCUUAGAUUUUGUCAUCUCCAAUCAUAUUUAUCGAUACGACACAUUUUAAGCGAUCGUCUAUUUAAGAGAGAAUGAGGUAAUUAGCUACUUAAAAUGUUCUGCAUCAACAGGUGUAAUUGGAGAUUAGCAUAUUCCCAAUAUCCAAUCUCAGUAAGAUCCAGGAAUACGCAAUGACUAUGACAUGAAAGACUUUUGGUUCAAGCCAACACAAUCUUGACAGCCAGCCUUUAAAAUGGGAAAAAAAAUGGUUUUCUCAGGUCAUCUAGAAGCAUGUCCAGAUUCAAGUCAAUGGAAUAAGCCUAAAGUAAUUCAGAAGCUUGGAAAAAAUGGCGUCAAUGGUAUGAACAAGACUAUGCCAUUGCAGAAGAUAAGCUAAAUUACUUGAACCUCCAUCCAUUACCCACCAUUUUUUUGUUCUUUCUGGAUUCUCUUUGGCAAUUUACAUCCAAUGUUAUGUGUUGCAAAAAUACACAGGACAGGACAGGACGGACUGGCCCAGCUGGAGAGGCCUUUUCAUUCUUUAGUUUUUGCUUUCCCGUCUAAAACAAAAGAAAAAAAAAAGUAGGAUAACAAUGGAGCCUAAUAACGUUGCAUUCAAGCAGCAAAAAUAGCUUUUAAUAAAGUUGGAGAUCCGUUGUAGAGCAACAAUACGUCAAAAAGACUUGUCUCCAAAAAUUGCCUGAUAA
This is a messenger RNA of Juglans microcarpa x Juglans regia, 2069 nucleotides long. RefSeq lists its product as uncharacterized. NCBI's taxonomy places the organism in Eukaryota, Viridiplantae, Streptophyta, Magnoliopsida, Fagales, Juglandaceae. The record is from RefSeq and is a predicted model, not a curated record. The transcript has 3 exons. The coding region runs from base 186 to 1070 and encodes 294 amino acids.